AAUACGUAAAUAAGUUCAAGCUUGUGCUGCUUACUCUCGAGGUUGUUUUCCUUUAGCUAUAAUUAUCUCUCGUCUCAGAAAUAUUAAUGACAGAUCUGCAAUUACAUACAAAAUCUUGGUAGAUAAAACGGAGUUAACAUUUUAUUCGACACAUAAGGAUAUGCUAUCUGACUUUGGAACGUAAAUACAAAGUCAAAACCGUGUGGACAACAAACCGACUCGUUGUCAACCAGCUAAACCGGAGUCAGCACCACAAAUCUCCACACCGUGUUCAUUCUCACUUUCUCUUCCAUUUCGUCUGUAGUCGGCCUUUACAUUCUGUCACCAAGUUCAGUCCGUGGUUUCGCCAGGAGAGGAUGAACUGGCUUUUCCCCCUGUCCAAAGGCUCCGGAUCUCUCCCUCUGAACAGCCUACAGCAACAAAGACAGCGGCAGAUCGAGUCGCUCAAAGCCGCUCAUCCCAGCCUCGCAGAGAUCCAGAAGGAUGUGGAGUACAGAAUACCAUUUACAGUCAACAACUCCACCAUUAGUGUUAACAUUCUGCUGCCUCCUCAGUUCCCCCAGGAGAAGCCGGUGGUUAGUGUCUACCCCCCUGUUGGUCAUCAUUUAGUCGACGGCAAUAAUGGCACCAUUAUCACUAGCCCUCUCAUUACUAACUUUGGGAUGCACUCCGAUCUGGGUAAGGUCAUUCAGAGUCUGCUGGACGAGUUCUGGAAAAGUCCUCCUGCCUUGAUGUCUACUGGCCCUGCUGGCUUUCCAUUUAUGUACAAGUCGUCAGGCAUGGCUCCUUACCCCACUCAGGCUUACCACUACGGCCCUCGCCACGUGGGCCCCGGUCACACGCCGCCUCCUGGGCCAGGCCCAGCUCCAGCUCUCAUGCCUCACCCAGGAGCCGAUGGUGCCCAUGGGCCCCCUCGAGCUCCACCCCCAUACGGAGUGAUUUCUGACCUGCCACUGCCUGUUCCUACUGGAGACUCACAGGCUGGACUGAACGGACACAUGUACAAGAUGCCUGAGAUUCCUGAGUCUUUUCCUGAACUCUGUGACUUGAAUCUGGCCCAGUUGUCCAACAUGUCUGAAAACGAGGAUUUGUUACUGGAGUUCUUUGUGAGUUUGCCACAACUGAAACAGGUCACCAGUGAUAAAGAAGAGCUGAUCACCAAUAUAGUCGAUGUGGCUAAGAAAAAUCUUCAGAUGGAGCCACAGCUGGAAGGAAAAAGACAAGAAAUGCUCUACAAGUAUGAACAGCUGACUCAGAUGAAGUCGGCCUUUGAGACAAGGAUGCAGAGACAGCAUGAGCUCAGUGAGAGUUGCAGUCUUAGUACUCUCCAGGCUCGGUUAAAAGUUGCAGCCCACCAGGCUGAGGAGGAGUCGGAGGAGACGGCUGAAAACUUCCUGGAGGGACGCACAGACAUAGACGAAUUCCUGACCAGCUUCAUGGAGAAGAGAACGCUUUGCCACAGCAGAAGGGCCAAAGAGGAAAAGUUGCAACAGUCCAUCAACACACAUGGACCGUUUCCUACCAGCCACUAGAACACAAGGUUUGGUGUUUUCUCAGCCAACUGCUGCCAACUUAAAGGAUAAAGACUUUUGAGGGGAUGAAAAGCACACUGAGUCAACAAUGGGCACUUUAGAGAAAUAGGAAGACGCUGAUUGCAAUGGUGGAAGAAGCCCACUGUGCCCAGAUCUGGGCUAAAAAAUACUGUUGAAGUUGGAUUGCGUGAGCGCUAGAUCGGUAAGCUAUUGAGUUACUACAAGAGGCCAAAACUGGAAGGAGUGACACAUGCUUAGCUUUUACAACUACGUUACUAAGGAAGGAUUGAUCACAUUUUGGAUCAUUUCUAUUGCAUAUGCUGUUUGUCCAGUUUUGACUUGACAGUGAUGACAAAGAGUUGUGUUUCUUUCCGAUAUUUAUGUCACGUUGAUCAAUCGGAGCAACACCUGCACCUGAUCAGAGUUAUUAGUGACACAUUUGAAAGAAAAUACAAAUUGUUUAGGACAGGACUCCCAAUCUUACAUUUUGUUUCAUGCGGUGAGCAAGUAAAUGUCACUAUAAAAGAAGUGUUAAAAAAUGCUAAUGUGUCUGUACUUCUCGUCUCAGAGAUCAUUGUCAAGUCCUUGCUUUAUUAUCCCUGAAAGGUCCUACCGGACAGACAGAAGACCAACCUUUACACUGCAAAGCUGCUGUUUACAUUGAAUUGGUUGUUCUAUAAUAUACAUACAUACAGUAUACGUGAAACUCAGCAGUGGCAGUGUCACUUCAACAAGUCAAGAUAAUCUAUCAAGGACAGGGCAGUGUUGUCAGGAGAGCUUAGAAUUUAAAUUGCAUAUGAAUUUUUCCCCAUUAAGUAAUGUCUUGAACACAGCCUCGAAAUCAGUGUGUUUGCACAAAUAUUAAUAAUUUGUUAACACCAUAACCGUCUUAUCUAUUGUACCUCAAAAUCAGAGUUAACGUAAUCCAAAUAACAAACCUGGUUACUGGUCAGUUUGUUUUUUAAAUUGCUGCAUUAGGUUUGUGGGAGGCUAAUAAAAUAUUUCCUAGAGGUUAACAUAAACUAUUUCAAACAUUGACCAGUUUAACAAACACGUUAUGUAAACCGAGGUUAUCGGGGAAAUCAGAAUACAGUAAACCAUAUAAACGGUUUAAUCACACUGUUACCUUCAUUCUGUGCUGUUGACAUCAAUCGAGUUAUUUGUGUACAUGUAAACAUACUGAUUAUGAUGAGCACUAUUAUGAUAACUCAACUAUUUUAUGACACCUUUUGAACUUUUUUGGUGAAGAGCCUCAGAAGAUUUGGGAUAAUGUUAUGUUAAAUGCUGCAGUAAAACUCAAUGACAUUGGAUACUGUAUUUAAAUAUUGUUAAUAAUAGGCUAUAUUGUAAUCAAAGACUCAGACACCUUGUAUUAUAUGUUCUUAUUUAAUUUGUUAGAGUAAUAAAGCAUUUAGAAUAAA
Perca fluviatilis (European perch) is the source of this 2953-nucleotide messenger RNA. It is a transcript of the gene vps37a, whose product is annotated as VPS37A subunit of ESCRT-I. Gene Ontology annotation, cellular component: ESCRT I complex. The record is from RefSeq and is a predicted model, not a curated record. NCBI's taxonomy places the organism in Eukaryota, Metazoa, Chordata, Actinopteri, Perciformes, Percidae. The transcript is spliced from 12 exons. Gene Ontology annotation, biological process: ubiquitin-dependent protein catabolic process via the multivesicular body sorting pathway; protein targeting to membrane; protein targeting to vacuole. Bases 357 to 1532 code for a protein of 391 amino acids.